Aedes aegypti (yellow fever mosquito) is the source of this 2550-nucleotide messenger RNA. RefSeq names its product tRNA-dihydrouridine(16/17) synthase [NAD(P)(+)]-like (gene Dus1). The record is from RefSeq and is a predicted model, not a curated record. Gene Ontology annotation, biological process: tRNA processing. NCBI's taxonomy places the organism in Eukaryota, Metazoa, Arthropoda, Insecta, Diptera, Culicidae. Bases 705 to 2450 code for a protein of 581 amino acids. Gene Ontology annotation, molecular function: tRNA dihydrouridine synthase activity; flavin adenine dinucleotide binding. The transcript is spliced from 12 exons.
UUUUGUAUGCGACGCAAUCGCGUGCUCUUGUUUACGUUUCUCUUCUAUCAGUGUUCGGCUCGAUUCCGGUGCGGUGUUGUUUGGGUCGUUUCGGGAAGUUUGUUAGUUCCGGUUACAAAGCCGGAUUGCUUGCGAAAAUCGUUCGUAAGGUGUGUGUUGCGCAGGGGAAGUUUGUGCAAAAAGUUGAGUGCUGUUCCUUACAAGAGUUUCAGUGCGAUUUAAUUGCCGUUCUCAUUCUCCCAUUUGUGAUUUUAUUCCAUCAGCUGUAAUCAUUUUCGGUUGUGAAUCUAGUGUUUUAUUUCCGGUUCCAAUCCCGGGCAAUAAAUCCGUUGUUAGUGGUGAAUCAAUCGAUCGUAAGGUUUCCAUUCCUUUGAACAAAUAAAACCUUGAUGUUGUGUUACCUUGUUCACAAAUUGUGACAAAUUCAGAACUAUCGAGUGUGAAUAAGUGAUUUCUACCCGGAUUCACAUUUUACCUAGCCAUUCUUAUUGGUAGCGUAGAAACAACUUAUACGAUUCUCAACGGCACAAUAACCCUACACGUGCUCAUCUCAACUUCUGCAGCUACCGCUCGAUUGAAUCAGCUCGUAUAAUUUCCAAAAAGAUUCCACACUGACCAGCAAUUGGCAACAUUUGAGCAAACCCCAGCUAACAUCAAAGAGACAAGGCCGACACAAACGACACGCCCCAUCGGACCAAUAGAUUAUGGUUACCAGCCACGACGACGAAGGAAGCAGCCGAACGGAGGACCGUAAUCCACCUGAGCGAUCAACUUUGUCAACACCUACGGAAGCAGAACCGGUGCCAAUGGAGACGGAUAGCGACAUCUGCAGUACCGAUAAAGGCAACACAGCCGUGGCACAAGUCCCUGAGGCGACAUCCGGUUCGUCACCUUCCGCUUCGGCACGUGGGAAGGUGGAAAGCGCUAGCCAAAGGCCAAAGCUGACGGGAUUCGAGUUUUACGAGAAGACUCUAGGCUCACCGAAAUAUGUGGUGGCCCCCAUGGUGGAUGCCAGCGAGCUGGCCUGGCGUUUGCUGAGUCGUCGCCACGGUGCCCAACUGUGCUACUCGCCCAUGUUCCACAGCAGCUGCUUCAGCAAGGACCCGAAGUAUCGCAAAGAUUCGCUUCAAACGUGCCCCGAGGAUCGACCCCUCAUCAUACAGUUUUGCGGCAACGAUCCGAAGGUGCUGCUGGAAGCCGCCCUCCUGGCACAGGACCACUGCGACGCAAUCGAUAUCAAUCUCGGCUGUCCGCAGGCGAUUGCCAAGCGGGGCCAUUACGGAGCCUUCCUGCAGGACGAAUGGGAUCUACUUAAGGAAAUCGUUUCGACCCUGCACAGCAAGUUGAGCGUUCCGGUAACGUGCAAAAUUCGUAUCUUCGAAGAUAUGAACAAAACCAUUCGGUACGCCAAGAUGCUGGAAGCUGCCGGGUGCCAAAUGUUGACCGUCCAUGGGAGGACCCGUGACCAGAAGGGACCACUGACCGGAAUCGCCGACUGGAAAUAUGUGAAAAAGUUGAAAGAGAUCCUCAAGAUCCCAGUGCUAUCCAAUGGAAACAUUAUGGGCGUCGAGGACGUGCACCGUUGUAUGGAGGAAACCGGUGUGAAUGGUAUCAUGACUGCGGAAGGCAAUCUGUUCAACCCGUUUCUGUUCGAGGGUGUCAAUCCAACCGCGUGGAGUGUUGCUCUCGAAUAUCUGGACAUUGUGGAGCAAUACCCGGCUCCAAUGUCGUACAUUCGCGGGCAUUUGUUCAAAAUUCUUCAUCAUUUGAUGAAUUUGAAACCAAACGCUGUCCUCCGGGAACGAAUGGCCUCCUGCCACAGUGUUUCGGAGUUUCGAGCGAUUGUCAAGGAAAUAGAGGCCAAAUACGCCCCAAUACAUGAGGGUCUCCAACAAUGGUCCGAGGAAGAAUCCAGCAUACCCCAAGCUUCCCCGGAAUUAACCUACAACCUAUCGCUACCUCCAUGGCUCUGUCAACCGUACAUCCGUGCCCCGCCGGAAGUACACCGGCAAAAGCUGCAGGAGGCCACCCAAAAGGCGUCCGAUCCCAAUCGCGAGAAGCGCAAAUUCUACGAUCCGGAAGGGAACGAGAUUUCCCACAAGAAGAUGAAGAAAAUUCGGCGCGUGCAACGGAGACCGAACCGGGCCGGGCUUCUGCCGGGAGAUCCGGGCCGCGAGCCAGGAAGGCGCUUCGAUGAGAUUUGCAAAAACGAGAAAAUUAAAUGCAUCAAUCCGAUGGGAAUGAAAUGCGAGCACAAGCUGUGUCGGGUCUGCUGCAAAAACCAUUGCUUCCACGCCGAUCUGGACUGUAGCGGGCAUAAAAUUUUCAUCAAAUCACGCCGACACAAAGCGAAAACGCUCACCGAAUUGGAACGGCAAGCUGCCGAAAACGGCAAUGAAGAUGGACAGCAGCGCAAUGGACACCUGGAGAAGAUGGAUACCGAAAGCUGAUAUUUCGGAAAUGUUUGAAUUUUCUAUUAUGGUGGAUAGGUUGAUUUUAUCAUUCGGAUAAGUUGUAUCCGACGAUUGUAAAUGAAAUGUUGCAAUUCAA